UCGCUCGCUAAAAAUCGCAUUUUGGGGGUUCGAUUGGAUCGGCGAUAUGGAGAUGGGUCGCAUCGCCGACGCGUCCGACGAGGCGGCGCCUGCUCGCGGUGGUUUCUGCUGCUGCUUCCCCCCCUUCUCGAGCUCCUCCUGGAAACGGAUCGACGCGGCGGCGCCGGGUACGGAUGGUCGGAGCCGGUGGGGGAGGGUCAGGGCGGUGGCGAUGAAGGUCCGGGAGUGGUCGGAGCUGGUGGCCGGGCCGAGAUGGAAGACCUUCAUUCGGCGAUUCGGGCGGAACCCUAGCAGGGGGCGGGCGCCGCCUCCGGGGACGACGAGGUUCGGCUACGACGAGUGGAGCUACUCACUCAAUUUCGACGAGGGACACGGCGACGGCGACGAAGACCAGGAGGGACCCCAGGGCAUCGGCUACCGCGGUUUCUCUGCCAGCUUGGCGACGUCUCCGCCUGCUCUGUGUAAGUUCCCCGCCGGCCCUGACGCUCCGGCGUCGUCUCCCUUCGUCGUCAGCGGUCAUUGAUGCUAGGUCAAGCGCAGCAACCAGUGAUGGUAACUGGUGAAACAGUGAGGGAAUCGGUCAGAAGACGUUACGUAAUGUGAUUGGUCCCCGUUAUAUGUGUUGUAGAAGGAUGGGAAACUAUUUAUAAAUAAUUCGUUAUUUUUAAAUGUAAUGAUUAAACUUUUGGGGACUCGUAUCGUCACCAUCGAUAUUUGUACGUGUGAUUUCUCCGUGUAAAGGAUCGCCACGGUAAAAUAAAUAUGUUUGUGAUUA
Zingiber officinale is the source of this 775-nucleotide messenger RNA. RefSeq lists its product as uncharacterized. The record is from RefSeq and is a predicted model, not a curated record. Bases 47 to 523 code for a protein of 158 amino acids. Lineage: Eukaryota; Viridiplantae; Streptophyta; Magnoliopsida; Zingiberales; Zingiberaceae. The transcript has a single exon.